CACCGUGAAAGGAUUGUCCAAUGAAAACUACCGACGCCAGACACCGGGACAGGGCCGGGGUGGAGGAGACGAUGGAGAAUUUCUCGGCGCUGUUCGGAGCUCAGGCUGACCCACCACCGCCCCCAACCGCACUCGGCUUCGGACCAGGGAAGCCACCACCUCCGCCUCCCCCUCCUCCGGGCGGGGGCCCCGGCACGGCCCCGCAGCCCACCUCGGCCACGGCCCCGCCCGGAGCCGACAAGUCAGCGGCUGGUUGUGGUCCCUUCUACCUAAUGCGGGAGCUGCCAGGUAGCACUGAGCUGACAGGCAGCACCAAUCUGAUCACACACUACAACCUGGAACAUUCCUAUAAUAAAUUCUGUGGGAAGAAGGUGAAGGAGAAGCUAAGUAACUUCCUGCCUGACCUGCCAGGGAUGAUUGAUCUGCCCGGUUCCCAUGAUAACAGCAGCCUCCGCUCCCUCAUUGAGAAGCCCCCUAUUCUUGGUGGCUCUUUUAAUCCUAUCACAGGGACCAUGCUGGCUGGCUUUCGCCUCCACACUGGCCCGUUGCCAGAGCAGUGUCGUCUGAUGCAUAUUCAGCCUCCCAAGAAGAAGAAUAAACACAAGCACAAACAGAGCCGUACCCAGGAUCCUGUCCCCCCAGAAACGCCAUCUGAUUCUGAUCACAAGAAGAAGAAAAAGAAAAAAGAGGAGGAUCCUGAACGGAAGAGGAAGAAGAAAGAGAAGAAGAAAAAGAAGAACCGACACAGUCCAGACCACCCAGGCGUGGGCAGCUCUCAGGCCAGCAGCAGCAGCAGCCUCCGCUAACAGGGCUCUACCAGAAUGGCUUUUCCUGCCUGACAAAAGCUGCCUUCCAGGCUCGGACACUGCCUUGGGAGCAUCCCCUGCAACCGGGACAGAAGCCAGCUCCUGCUGUGCUUGACUGAGAUUAACGCAUUAUAUGACAGAAGGGCCAUGCUUUUGUUAAGGCUCAGCCCGGUUGGCUUUCUCACGGACCUCUCUUCCUCUCCCAGGAAGCUUUCAUCUCUUUUGUGCAAUUGGUCUGAUUUAGGACAUUGUCUCAUUUGUUAGGGUUUUUCUUUUUUUUGAAAAAAAAUUUACAUUUAUCAAACUGGGUGAACUGUGGCUGCCUAUUAAGAGGUAAGUGCCUUUCUGUGUGAGUCAGGGUUUAAGCCAAGGCAUUCAAAGAUCAGAGCGAAUUUGGGUCUUAUCAUUAUGUUAUCUCAUUAGCAGGCAGGGAAACCACCAGAGUAAGAUCUGGGAGCAUGGUCACAAGUGAGGCAGAGCUUGCUAAUACCUGUCUACAGCAGACACAUAACACUCUGCCCAUAGUGUUGAGAACCAAGCACCUGGAUGAGGCUCCAUCUGAAGAGUCAAUCCAGUUAAGUCUCAACUGUCUUCUGAGUCAAUCUUGCAUUGAAACAGAAUUGCCAACUGAAAAAGCACCCACAGUCACCAGUGUAGUUCAACAAGGUUAAUUCCUGGUCAAGCCUAUGAUUUUUUUUUUUUUUUUUUUU
This is a messenger RNA of Acinonyx jubatus (cheetah), 1516 nucleotides long. RefSeq names its product mediator complex subunit 19 (gene MED19). Gene Ontology annotation, molecular function: transcription coregulator activity; transcription factor binding. Lineage: Eukaryota; Metazoa; Chordata; Mammalia; Carnivora; Felidae. Gene Ontology annotation, cellular component: mediator complex. The transcript is spliced from 5 exons. Bases 21 to 806 code for a protein of 261 amino acids. Gene Ontology annotation, biological process: positive regulation of transcription by RNA polymerase II. The record is from RefSeq and is a predicted model, not a curated record.